Mytilus trossulus (common blue mussel) is the source of this 3721-nucleotide messenger RNA. RefSeq names its product membrane metallo-endopeptidase-like 1. Gene Ontology annotation, cellular component: plasma membrane. Lineage: Eukaryota; Metazoa; Mollusca; Bivalvia; Mytilida; Mytilidae. The coding region runs from base 274 to 2754 and encodes 826 amino acids. Gene Ontology annotation, molecular function: metalloendopeptidase activity. Gene Ontology annotation, biological process: protein processing. The record is from RefSeq and is a predicted model, not a curated record. The transcript has 15 exons.
UAAAAAAUCCAAUUAUUAUCUGAAGUUUUUAUGUCACAAUAUCAGUCAAUACUGGUGGAUUCACCUGCAUUUAAUGCACUGUGAACCUGAACGCAAUAUCUUUUUAAUAGAUUUUCUGUAAGAUCAAUUAAAAGAACGGUUCAGUUUAUCGCUACAAAAAGGUAUAUCUAUAAAACUUCAUGCCUGGUCAGGCAUGUAUAGAUAUUUAGGAUCACACAGAUGAAACAUCAAUCAGUUGACAACAUGACACGGUGAACGGCGGAGGUGUUAAACAUGCCAAUAGGUAGUCCCCCUUCGGAUAAAUAUGUGGUAUAUACUUUGGAUAAUAAUGAAGAUACAUCGUGCAGCUCCGGAUUAGAAGAUGGACAAAUAGUGUUCCGUGAUCCCGAACAUGUGUCUUUGCAAGAAAAGCAAGAUUCGAAGAGAAAUGGAAACGGUAGAAUCCGUUCUGUUUCCUUUGAAUCGAGUACGCACUGGGGACAGAGAGGUUCUAUGCGAAUGAAAUGUUGUUGUUUUUGGAAUAUAAUAUUAGUUAUUGCAUUAGUUUCUGUUUCUGUAAACUUUAUUAUUACACUUGGCGACUAUAAAAACUUAAAAUCAUCAUGGGCCAAUAUAAACAAUACUGGUAAUCGUGCUGAAGCAACACUGAGUACCGUGUCGCCAACGCCCGCUGACGUGAGACAGGAACACGUUAACUUUGAAAGAUACAAGGUUUGUGAAACUUCUGAUUGUAUCCACCAAGCAGCGUCGGUCUUAUCACGGAUGAACACGAACGCAAACCCAUGUGAGGAUUUUUACGAAUUUGCAUGUGGAGGCUUUCUUCACCAAUCACAUCUGUCAUGGGAAAGCCAAAGAGUCCGAGAAGUUCCAGAUGUUUUACGGGAGAAGUUCGGAUCGUAUUUAGAAGAUUCAUUGUCAACACCACUUUCAUCUUCUGAAUCAGAAGCUCGUAGAACUGUUAAAGUACUAUACAGAGAUUGCAAAGACGAGAAAGAAACGUUAGUAACAGCACGAGAGAAGCUCAGGCAUCUUCUAGUCAGCUUGAAGACCAAUAAUGGGGUGAACAUGAAAAAUGACACAAAGAACUACGUCACCAGAUUACUAGCUAUAGUUAUGAAGCAGUAUGGAGCUACGCCUCUCUUCAAAGUAAUAGUUAAGAAAAAUGGAGAUAUCACCAUUACCAACAGAUAUUCCAACGAUUUAGUUGAAGAGUUGUUUGCUCAUGGAGUAGAAAUCCCUAGCUUCCGUUACUUAAUGCCUGCAGAUUUCAACUUCAGAUAUCCACCAGAUAAGGUUCUCCAUGCCUAUGAGUAUUUUUUGUCUGAAGCGUUACUUGCUGUAUUCGGAAACACUAGCUUUAACUCCGAUGUUGAUGGCUUACUUCAAGCAACAAGCGAGGUAUUCGAGUUAGAAAUGUCACUGAAUAAGGUUUGGUAUAACGACGGUGGAGUUAAUUAUUCGGAAGAAAUUUCGUUUUGCAAAAACAGGAUGACAAUAUCUACCCUACAACAUUUAUAUGAAGGAUAUAAUAUUAACUGGAUUUUAUUUUUCUCUACUCUGUUCGAUAAAACAGUGGACGAGAACUUCGAACUAUGCCAUGUGGACCUAGUGUCUGACAUUUCGUCUGUGAUCUCAGAAGCAAAAGUGGAGUUAGUUGUAAAAUACAUCUUAACUCAUACUUUUGUCAAUUCAGAUUUAUAUAAAUAUGUAUAUAGACAUUUUCCAAAAUUUAUUAAAUCAACAAGUGUAUAUAAAACAAAAGAUGCAGACUAUAAUAAUUCAUAUUGUAUAUCAUUAUUAGCAAAAUAUUUUCCGUUAUCUGCAAUAUUUUUAUCAAACCAAAGCACGUACUUCGAAAGUGUGUCUAGAAAACUCUUUACCAGUAUAAAAGAAUCUCUGAUGCAGACUAUACAAGAUCAGUACUGGAUACCAGAAACUCAGCGAAAUGACAUAAUUUCACAAACAAUACAUGUUAAUUUAUCUUUUAAUUGGAAUAACAAUUAUAACAAAGACUAUAGCUAUAUGAGCAACAAUUAUCAGGAAAAUGUGAUUGGAGCAUUGGAGAGUAAAUAUUCAUCUGACAUGAAAGGAAUUCACUUUGUUUCUGCGUUUGAUCAAAGUAUUGCAUCUUAUAAUUCCUGGAACAGAGAAAUUGAGAUAUCGUCGUUAGGUUUGCAAAAUCCCGCGUUUUACAAUUCCUCUCCUGAGACGUUACUUUAUGGGUCUGUUGGAGGUCUUAUAUCACAGGCAUUAUCAGAAGUGUUUGAUUUAAACGCUCUUCUUUCACACUAUAUUAGUGGUACCAUUGAUAAAAGCGUCGUGUAUACAAUUGCUCAUCAUCUAGAGUGCUUAGCUGAGUUCUACAAUGCAUAUAAAUAUUCCAAUGAUCAAGGAAGAGUAAUCCACGUUCGUGGAGAUUUAACAAAAAGCAGUAACUUUAGAGAUAUUUUGUCAAUACACCUGGCACAGAGAACAUUUCAGAAAGGUCUUCCAUUAGCCAAAGUACCCGACUUACCUGGGGUUAACUACACAGAGAGUCAAACAUUCUUCAUAUCUUACGCACAGCUUUUCUGUGAAAAAGUGACACCAAAGGGUAUAACCCAAUAUUAUGUAAACAACGAAGCUAGUAAGACGCCAUUGCCAAAUGAAUUCAGAAUUAAAGGAAUGAUGUCAAACAUGAAACAUUUUGCAGCUGCAUUCAAUUGUCCAGCUAGAAGUCCAAUGAAUCCACAAAACAGAUGUCCAUUGUUUUAAAUCGUGUAAUUACAUUAAAACUUUGGAUUCAAUGUCUUGUUAAACAACUUUGUGAUGAUGUUUAUUUCAGUGUUUUACACGUGAUUGAAGGAGAAUGUCAGCUUUAGUUGCAAUAAUAUAUAGUGAUAUCAGAUAUGGUUAUUAUGUAGUGUUUGGCUUGAUUACAAUAAUAGUUUGUAGAUAAACAUCAAUUUUAAUUGAAUUAAGACAAGUUUCGCUUUAUUGAAAGGAUUGCAUUGUUUAGUGCUUUAGUUUGUGAAAGUUUUAUGGUGUAUGAUGAAUAGAGAGCUAGUAUGUGUAACAUGUAUUAUCGUUGUUGUCUAGAACAGUCAGGUGUAUUUUUUCAAGGUGCUAUUUACGUUAUGAUAUACUGCAACUAUUGUGAAUUGGUACAUCAGUUAUGUAAAAGUUGUUUAUUACUUUGCGUAAAUGACAUAGAUAUUCCUGAAAUCCGUAUGAAAUGAAUUCAAGAUAGGCGUAUUAAUAACAACUUGAGUGUGAGAAAAGCAAAGACAUAAAUGUGACUUUCGGAAAUAUUUAAAAGAGAACAUUAAAGAAUCAUCAUGGCUCACAAAACAUUUUAGUGAAAGAACAGUGACACAUUCCUUCAACUGAAAACAGACCAGUAUCAACCCAGCUGUAUUUGUAUAAAUGUGCAUUAUUGAUCUUAGGGCGGACAAUGUGUGAGUCCACAGUUAACAAAACGUGUAUAAAUAUUCUAGAAGCAUUGUUUUGCUUUUAUAAAUGCAUUUUUUUUUUAUCAAGAUUUUAAAAUAUAAUUCCGCGCUUUUAUUUAUAGUUUAUUCACGUGUAUAUUUGAGAUAGGUGAAUGGUACGUUAUGAAUGCAUGUUGAUAGAGGGAAAUAGUAUAAGUUUGUCAGUAUUAUUUUUUGUUGAUUGAACACUGUAAUAUUAAAUCAUUUUGUUACUUUAUAUAUACAAAUAAAUUUUAUUGCUAUUUUUCAAA